Messenger RNA from Xyrichtys novacula (pearly razorfish), 2170 nucleotides. NCBI's taxonomy places the organism in Eukaryota, Metazoa, Chordata, Actinopteri, Labriformes, Labridae. The record is from the annotation of a GenBank genome assembly.
GUCUUUCUGAAGUUACUAGAACGUUUUGCGACAGUGUUGAUAACGUAGUAUUUGGGUUUCUCCUGUGCGUAUGUUGCAUAAAAUAGUGAUGGUUUAGUUAUUUUUUUAAGCGAAAUUCGUCAACAAAUGAGUGUUUUUGACUUAUUUCGAGGGUUCUUCGGGGUUCCCGGAGGUCAUUAUCGUGGCCGAAGGUGAGUUUAUGUUAUCCAGGUCGUUGUGUUUCGCAGUUUCCUCUCGGCUAAGCUAACUGAAGUUGGUAUCUGCAUGCACGUUGUUUGGCUGCUUAACCAGCUUUGGUUACAAGAUUAGAGAUUUCUCUGCCAGGGUGACCACAGGGGUCCCUCAGCGAGCCUGGUCACCGUUGUAUUUAGGCUUAGACUGACCUCUGGAGUAACAGGAUUGAGUACUUUGAAGUCUAUUAUUGUAACAGCCAAAUAGUACACACAAACCUCCUAAAACCAGAUGUAGUAGUUAGUACAUGUGAUAUCUGAUCUGUGUUUUGCUCCAGGGAUCCCUUCUUUGAUGCCAUGACUCAUGACGAUGAUGACGAGGAUGAUGAAGAAGAUGAGGAUGUUUUCUACUACGAUGAAUUUAGGGGGGACCAGCAGGACCCCUUUGACGGUGACUGGAGGUUUGGUUUCAGCUUUGGUCCAAAUGGUGUGAGGAUCCAGGAGCCUCCAGUGUUUGGCCAAGUCCUCAGGGAGAUGGAGGAGAUUUUCUCCCAGCUGGGCCGUGAGGAUGGGCAGCACUUUGGUAUAAAAACUGAGCCACGAUCCAGUGUUUAUAUGCGUCUUUGCUCAUCCCAGAAACGGUAUAAUCAAAUUUGUAUAUUGUAGGUGUUCCCAAGCUGCCACCACCAGAGGAUGGAGGUAAGAGUAGUGAAGACAGAUCCAGCGGGAACCCCUUGAGAGACUUCAUGCUCAAAUCACCUGACACCAACACACAUGGACUAAGAGAGCCCAGAAAAGACAGCCAACCUUCCUAUGAGUCACCAGGGGUGUAUGGCUGGACCCCUUUUCCAAAGGUUGAUAAUUCACACUCGCUUUUCUCUGCUAAUGCAACAUUUGGCGUUACUGAUGCUAUAAAUGUUAUUAUCCUUAAAUGUCUUGGUAAUAGUUCAGUGAUAUUUGGAAACGGGGACCACAGACAGCUCCAGAGGAUGAGCGCAAAGAAGACAGAGGUGAUCUGUCAAGUUCAGUCAUUUUCUUGACGAAAUACAGGCUUUGAUAUUUACCAGAUGUUCCAACUCAUGUCCCUGUUUCUCAACCUCUUUAGAUCUCGACUCUGCAGUUUCCUCUAGAGGUCUGGAUCAGGUUUUGACGCCACCUGCUGGUCAGGCACCAGACCAACCUAGGACUUUUUUUCAGUCAGUCACAGUCACCAAGGUGGUGAAACCUGAUGGGGUGAGAGACACAGAGUACUCUGAUUCAAAAUACAUCAUAUCCAUAAAUAUGUUUACUAUAUACCAUUUCAUACUGUUUCAUCUCACAAAUUAGCUAACUCUUGGUUGUAUAUUCUGUCAGACUGUGGAGGAGAGGCGAACCGUUAGAGACGGACAAGGAAAUGAAGAAACCACAGUGACUCGCUCAGGGGGUCCGUGCAGUCGAGACGACCACACAGGACCUCUCAUGCCAGGUUAGUAUACAUAUGGGUGUUUAUGAAAGCUAUUGUCUGUUAACCAAGUCAUCUUAAAGUGUUGUAAACACCUAGUAGACUGAUUUAGCUCUAAUACAAUCUUGUUUCUUAUUUUUAGGAGACCAACAUCCAUUUUCAGACAUGCGUGAUGAUGGCUCGUUGUUCUCCAAGUUCUUUCGAGGGUUUAAAUAACAAGUUAAAGAAUGUAAAGUGAAGCACAUUCUUUACUCUUUCAGUCUCCAAGUGCUUCCAUAGAGCUGUGAAUGAGCAAGUUUGUAGACUCCAUCUGAACACUUGCAUGUCCUUUAAUUGCCAAAAACAAAGUCGGGAAAGGAUCUCUUUACAUAAGACCACGUAGAGUACAGGCUGCCAAUCCUGAAAACCAGUGAUUUUGACAAGUGGAUACAAAUCAGGGAUUUCACAAUACACUGUUAUACAAAUUUUAUUUUUUAACACUUUUUGGAGAAUAAGCCAGUAUGAAUAUGAGUGUAUGAGUGUGUGUGAUAUGUCAAAUAAAUAUAAUAUAUCUACAUUA